AUGUGGCAGGCCUAUCGCUUGCUAAUGAACACAAAUGACACACAGAGCCCAGGGAUACAUUUUAAAAAAUACAUAAAGCAGAAGGAACAAAGCAGAAUACGACAGCAAUCUUCGACACGCAAACGAUUAUUUGCUGCAAGAGAGAAAACCCAACCGGAUAAGCACUAUGGGGCUGAAGCUUGUGAUUCUAUUGAUAUUGACGAAGCACAAUUGAAAGUUUGCAAACGCCGUAUCACCACCCCAUGUCACAAUCAUGUAAAGGAUAUUCUGUAUAAAAUGAAUAUUUGCACAAAAGACAUGUUAUAUGAGCAGCAAUAUGAAAAUGUAGCAAAAAGUAUGUUCAUGCAACAAUAUAAUAAAAUUGUCAGGCCUUCAGGCCUUUUUAUUGAUGAAGAAUCUGAAUUUCUAGCUGGCAGUCCAGAUGGUAUAAUUGUAAAUGAGAGAGCUGUUGUUGAAAUCAAGUGCUUUCCAUCAUUGGCCAGGACAAAUCAAAAGCCUAGAGGCAGCUGCACUAGAAAAGAAGAACUUGGCUAUAAAAUUAUGUCAUUAAUAUAG
Molecule: messenger RNA, 555 nt
Organism: Parnassius apollo (apollo)
Lineage: Eukaryota; Metazoa; Arthropoda; Insecta; Lepidoptera; Papilionidae
Source: the annotation of a GenBank genome assembly